Molecule: messenger RNA, 1416 nt
Organism: Gymnogyps californianus (California condor)
Lineage: Eukaryota; Metazoa; Chordata; Aves; Accipitriformes; Cathartidae
Gene: PDCD2
Product: programmed cell death 2
Cellular component (GO): cytoplasm; nucleus
Source: RefSeq, a predicted model, not a curated record
AUGGCGGCCGGCGUGGAGCUGGGCUUCGCGGCGGCGGCGGCGGGGCCGGGCGGCGCCUGGCGGCUGCGCAGCGCCUACUUCCCCAGCAAGGUCGGGGGGCGGCCGGCGUGGCUGGGCGAGGCCGGGCUGCCGGGCCCCGCCGCCCUGCGCUGCGGCCGCUGCCAGCAGCCCUGCGCCUUCCUGCUCCAGCUGUACGCGCCGCUGCCCGACCGCCCCGACGCCUUCCACCGCACCCUCUUCGUCUUCGCUUGCCGCGGCGCCGCCUGCUACCGCCUGCCGGGCCCGCGGGGGCCCCUCUGCGUGUUCCGGAACCAGCUGCCGCGGCGGAACGACACCUACCCCGAGGAGCCGCCCCCCGAGGAGCCGCCCCCGGGCCCUGCCGCCCGCUGCCGCGUCCCCCGCCGGCUCCGCGGCGGCGCCGCUCUCUGCCGCGUCUGCGGCUGCCUGGGGCCCCGCGCCUGCGGGCGCUGCCGCCGCGCCGCCUACUGCGGCCCCGAGCACCAGGCGCUGGACUGGCGGCGGGGGCACCGGCGGUCCUGCGGGCAGCACGCCGCCGGAGAUGACUCGGUGGAUGCAAUUCCAGAGCAUAACGAGUUCCUUUUUCCAGAAUAUGAAAUUUUGAUAGAACCUGAGGAACCAGAAUUUCCUGCUGACAGCAGUGUAGAUCCCGAUGAUGAACAAGGCGCUGUAGAUACAUCAAAGGACUCGAAGGAACAAGAGGAACUCAGAGCUACAGGCAGUGCAGGUGAAGCAUUUCAGUCCUUGGAUGAAGAGACAUUGGAAGCAAUGGCAAAACAUGAGACUGAAGAAGACAAGAUCUUCCAAAUAUUUAAAGAACGAGUAGCUGCCGAACCAGAGCAGAUUAUUAGAUACUGCAGAGGAGGAGAAGGCCCAAUCUGGGUAUCAGGUGAAAAUAUUCCUGAUGAAAAAGAUAUCCCAAAUUGUUUAUGUGGUGCCAAAAGGAUUUUUGAAUUCCAGAUCAUGCCACAGCUCCUGAACCACCUUCAGGUUGACAGCCUUGGAGAGAGCAUUGACUGGGGAACGCUGGUGGUGUACACUUGUGCUGACAACUGCGGUGAGGGAAAUGAAUACCUGGAAGAGUUCAUAUGGAAACAAGACUUCUCUGCAGGCUCUAUUUAACUUCCAUCAAGUUACUAAGUUGAGUCAUCUAAAUAGGAUACUUGCCUUGUUUCAGUGCAUCCCUGCACUUUGCAAAUAGGUCAUUGAACCAGUCACUGGUAACUGUGUAUCUUGUAACAGUGACAGAACUACUAACAGUAGACAUUGACAGCCUCUCUCUUGUGCUCCACAGGAGCUUUUACUGCAACCUGGUAGUGAAGCCAGAUGCCUUUGUUCAGUGAAUUUCACUUCAAAUCUCAAUUCUGAAUGUCUAAAUAAAGAUGAAAUAUUUUUGGA